UCGCCACUAGGUACACACAAUCUGUUAAUUUUCCCCACCAAAAAAAGUCCGUAACAUAACUGGGCCACUGUUUAGACUUUCGUUUCCAGUCCAUAAUAUCUUAGUUCGUGACAUAACCAAUUAAAUUGUUUUCAAAGAAUUAUUUUCGACGUCGCCGUCGCGCGUUGGCGUUAUAAUUUGUUUAGUUUUACUCUCAUUCGUUUAUUAAUUUCUGAUUAUCAGGUGAUAAUUUUUGUAAAAUAAAAGUUAUCAGCUGAACAUUUUUAAUUAUUUGACGCAAACACGACAGUGACCACGAUGGUAAACGGUUUGUAUUCGUCCGCGGUUUUGACACUGGUCCUGUUGAUCGCGGCCUGUCAGUGGGUGCCGCUGGCGGAAGGCGCCAGAAUAUUGGCCGUACAAACAGUCGGAGCCAAAAGUCACUGGAACUUCAUGAGCGAAGUGCUCCGAUCGUUGACGGACGCCGGUCACAGUGUUACCGUGUUCACGCCGUUUCCAGAUGGCGAUCGGGAAAACUAUACGGAAGUGGACAUGUCGAAAGAAUUCCCAGUGAAAAGAGAUCUGAAUCUGGAACGGAUAAUGGAGAUAUACAGCCGACCGGUCACCUACUUCUACAUGUUGACAGUCUUGGACAGCAUGUGCUGCGAUGCGGUCUACAGAAACCGAGAGUUCGACAAGCUCGUACAUGGCGGUGGUGAUGACUCCGACUGGAAGUUCGACUUGAUCAUCAUGGAACCUCGGUCCCUAGACUGUACGUCGUACUUGGCAAACGCGUUAAACUUGCCAAUUAUAUAUACGAUACCGACACCCAUGAUGACUGUCGCCGAACGUUCUUUUACCGGACACUUAUCGAACCCCGCUAGCGUCUCGCAUAUUAUGGCAUUACAUGCUGUGCCCAAAACAUUCGUCCAGAGGUUCGUCAAUGUGGCCUUGUUGGUGUACAGUACGCUGAGGACGAAGUAUGAUGGUUGGAUUAUGAAAAUGACUUAUCCUAAGCGGUACCAAUUGUCACCAAAAGUAAACCCGGCAGUUAUCUUUCUGAACAGCCAUUAUAUAACCGAAGCUUCGAGGCCCGUACCACCUAAUCUCAUCGAGGUAGGCGGAAUACACUUGAAACCUAAAAGUAAAAUACCAAAAGACAUAUUAGAUUUCAUCGAUGAAUCACCAAACGGUGUAAUUUAUUUUACAUUUGGUUCGACUGUUAAGCUAUCGACGUUACCAGUACAUAUCGAAAAAACAUUUAAACAAGUAUUUAAUAAUGUUUCCCAGAGAGUUUUGUGGAAAUACGAAAGCGAAAUGAAGGACAAACCGGACAACGUGAUGAUAAAAAAAUGGUUUCCUCAACGAGAUAUACUAUUGCACCCGAAAGUCAAGUUGUUUAUUAGUCACGGUGGUAUAUCCGGAUUGUAUGAAGCAGUAGAUAGUGGUGUCCCUGUACUCGGAUUUCCUUUGUUCUAUGACCAGACGAGAAACAUAGACAAUUUAGUUAACGCCCGAAUGGCAAUUGCCUUGGACCUGAUGGCUGUCACCGAAGAAGUGUUAUUAAAUGCAAUAUCGGAAAUCAUCAAUAAUGAAAAGUACACCAUAAAUGCAAAAAUCACUUCCGAACGAUUCAAAGAUCGACCGAUUACACCACAACAAUCGGUGGUAUUUUGGACUGAGUAUGUCAUUCGUCAUAAAGGUGCACCACAUUUGAAAUCUCACGCCUUGAACUUGACGUGGUAUCAAUAUUUUCUAUUGGAUGUGAUUUCUGUAAUAUUAAUUUUUACUUCUCUGGUCUUGUUUAUUACUUAUAAAGUAUUAAAACUUAUUUGCAAGUACGCAUUGAAAUAUAAACACAGCCAUAAAGUUAAGUCAGCAUAGCCAAUUUUUUUAGAAUAUCAUGUUAUUGGAAAAAAUGAAAUAGCUUAAUUAAUUUAUUACAACAAAAUUGGUAUUUUUUUUAUAUAUUGAUUUGUAAUUUUUUGAAUUAAGAAACAAAUCAAAUAAAAACCCUUGAUCUGUAAA
Molecule: messenger RNA, 2007 nt
Organism: Rhopalosiphum padi (bird cherry-oat aphid)
Lineage: Eukaryota; Metazoa; Arthropoda; Insecta; Hemiptera; Aphididae
Product: UDP-glucosyltransferase 2-like
Exons: 5
Coding region: 298-1863 (521 amino acids)
Molecular function (GO): UDP-glycosyltransferase activity
Source: RefSeq, a predicted model, not a curated record